Molecule: messenger RNA, 858 nt
Organism: Macrosiphum euphorbiae (potato aphid)
Lineage: Eukaryota; Metazoa; Arthropoda; Insecta; Hemiptera; Aphididae
Source: the annotation of a GenBank genome assembly
AUGGAUGAUGCCGACGAUGGAUUCGUAUAUGAUAAUUUGGGAACUAAAAAAGGGAUUACAUACUACAGGUGUGCUAAAAGAGGAGGUUAUUUUUGCGAGGGGUCUAGAAAAAAAUUGGCAAAUGGAACAUAUGUAAUAACUCAACCACACAACGGCCACCCAUGUCAGAAUGCCAAUGAGUCUUUGGUAAAAACGUUCAGGGAUAUUUUAAAAAGAAGAGCUACUGCCGAAAAUACUUCAUUUAAGUCAAUUUACGACGAUGAAGCUAGAAGAAAUCCUGAAGCUGCUGGGAUUUAUCCUUAUUCUACGGGUGAAGGCGUAAUGAGACUUGCCAGAAAAAAUUCUCUGCCACCAGUGCCUCCUUCAUUGGCCGACUUAGCCAAUUUGUUUGAUUUGGGAAGUUUAACCCAAUAUUCCUGCUGUGGCGAGUCACUGUUCAAGGGUUAUGUGGGCGAUAUCGAUGGGCGAGGAGCCAUGAUAUUUGCGUGCACAACCUUGAUACAGUUGGUAGAAAGAAAUAAUGUGGAAGAAAUGCACAUAGACGCCACAUUCAAAAUAGUGCCAUCAAAUAUGGGCAGACAAAUGCUGAGCAUUCAUUGUAUGAUUGGGAACCAUUCCAUACCAAUUGUGUAUUGCUUAAUGGAGGCCAAGUCGAGAAAUGCCUACAACUGUGUUUUCGAUUUUUUAAAACUAAACCUACUGGCAAAUAUAAAUCCUAAUAUCAUCAUAACUGAUUAUGAGACAGCACUACGAGAUACUCUUGCAUUUUAUUUUCCGAAUUCACGUGCCGUAGGUUGUUGGUUUCACCAUAAUAACGCAGUUUGGAAAAAUAUGAAAAAAAAGGGUUUUUACAGUUAA